GUCCUCGCGGAGGCCUGGGCGGCGCGGCCUGGGGAUGGUGGGCCCCUGCGCUUCUGCGGCGGCGAGGGCACCCCCAGAGCAGCCGUGCCCCGGGGCUGCCCCAGCAAGGCGCUUGACAGCGAGCCCUGGCGAAGUUGGGCAGCUGUGAGGCUGCCCGUCGCCGUUAAGUGCCCUUAGGAUGCAGCGAUUAAGGAAUUAGGCUCUCCCUCCGGGAGGGGCACCGCCUGCGCUUGAGAACCCGGUGCAGAGAAAAAGGACAGAAUGAUGCUGUCCGAGCAAGCCCAAAAGUGGUUUCCUACCCACGUGCAGGUCACAGUGCUCCAAGCCAAAGAUCUGAAGCCCAAAGGCAAAAGUGGCACCAAUGACACAUACACUAUAAUUCAGCUGGGCAAGGAAAAGUACUCCACCUCUGUAGCCGAGAAAACCCUUGAGCCAGUCUGGAAGGAAGAGGCCUCUUUUGAGCUACCUGGGUUGCUAAUGCAGGGGAAUCCAGAGAAAUACAUUCUUUUCCUCAUAGUUAUGCACAGGUCCCUGGUGGGUCUGGAUAAAUUUUUAGGGCAGGUGGCAAUCAAUCUCAAUGACAUCUUUGAGGACAAACAAAGAAGGAAAACAGAGUGGUUUAGAUUAGAAUCCAAACAAGGAAAAAGAGCCAAAAACAGGGGUGAGAUAAAGGUCAAUAUUCAAUUCAUGAGGAACAAUAUGACAGCAAGUAUGUUUGACUUAUCAAUGAAGGACAAAACAAGGUCUCCUUUUGCAAAAUUAAAAGAUAAGAUGAAAGGUAGAAAAAACGAUGGGACAUUUUCUGAUACGUCUUCUGCCAUCAUUCCAAGUUCUCACAUGCCCGAUGCCAGUACUGAAUUUUCAAGUGGUGAAAUGCAGAUGAAAUCCAAACCAAAAAAGCCUUUCCUUUUGGGUCCUCAGCGACUCUCUUCAGCACAUUCGAUGUCUGAUCUGACUGGGACCCACAUAUCUUCUGAGAAGCUGAAGUCUGGCACCGCUGGUCAGACACAUCUUCUUGGACGCCAGGUAGAUUCCUUCGGAGCGGUUCCGGAAAGUGGAAGUCUCAAAUCUCCACACAGAAGAACAUUAAGCUUUGAUACUUCUAAAAUGAACCAACCUGACAGCAGUGUGGAUGAAGGUGACUCGUCUUUCGGAAGACAAAAUGACCCAUUUACAAAUGUGACUGCUUCAUUACCCCAAAAAUUUGCAACACUGCCAAGGAAGAAAAAUCCAUUUGAAGACAGCAGUGAAUCCUGGGACAGCAGCAUGAAUUUAUUUUCAAAACCAGUUGAAGUAAGGAAAGAAAAUAAAAGGGAGAAAAGGGAGAAAGUUAGCCUGUUUGAAAGAGUGACUGGAAAAAAAGAUAGCAGAAGAUCUGAUAAACUUAACAAUGGGGGAUCUGAUAGCCCUUGUGACUUGAAAUCACCCAAUGCAUUUAGUGAAAAUCGUCAGGACUAUUUCGAUUAUGAGUCAACUAAUCCGUUUACAACAAAAUUCAGGGCUUCAAAUAUAAUGCCAUCUUCAAGUACAAGUUGGAACUGCGAAUAUACCUUUAAAUGAGAUUAUGGCUUUUGCAGAAGUACACCGUGGAACAGCUGAUUAAAGAAACCUUAAGCAAAGGCUAAGAUGAAUGUAUUGGAAUCCUAAGCAAUUAUAGAAUAGUAUCGUAGAGUGUCUGCCGUGGGAAAUAGAAGUUUUUCCUCAAGGCAGUAAUGUCUAGAAUGCAGACCGGAGCGGGAACCCUGGCUCGCUACCUCUGUGACCUCUAUAAACCUCAUCAUCUCCAUCUUUGAAACAAGGAAAAGAAUACCUACCUGGUAGGACUGGGUGAUGAUAAGUUACAAAUCAAGUACAUGGUAUAAAGCCAGGGCCCAGCUAGGGAACCCGUGAACGGUAGCUGUUAUUAUGUUUUAUAUACUGUCAUAUCAUACUUUAUUCAAAAGCAGUGCUUUGUUUUGUCCCACUGUAAGCGAAAAAUACAGUGCUAACAAGCACCCAUUUAGACGGUACUCUCCACCUGUCUUCCGAUCUCCUAAUGACGCGUUCGAGUAGGCAUUUAACAUUUUCACGGGAAACGUGUUUCUUUCGUUUUCGUUUAGCAAUAAAUAUUUGCCAUGGCUUUAAAAGGUAUUGUUCGGUUUUCUUUAUAAACUACACUCCAAAGAAAUAGAUUUUUAUCAUGUGGUAUUAAUGUUUUAUUGAGUCCGUAGUUUUGUUAUGCCGCUCUCAAAUAUUUCAUUUUGGGAUUUUACAUAGUAUAUUGCAUAUAUUAAGUCCUAAAUUACAGGGGUAAAUAGGAAUAUAUUUGCUUCUCCCCACUUUCACUGAACUUCUUUUUAUGAAGAAGAUAAUUAAAAACAACUGUCUGAGAUAACUUAGAGAUUGGAUAAUUUAUAUAAUUUUAGAGUCAAAGAAAAGCAAGAAAAAUGGGAAAUGAUAGGAAAAUAAUGUUUUUAAAUUAUGGCAGCAUAUGGAAAAAGUAAGUGUCCUCAGCUCUUUAAUUGCCCUUUACUUGGGCUGUUCACAUGGACUGCCACAGAUUUGAAAAGUGAGUGUGGCAUUUUGCCCGAUUCAGGCUUUGUUUGGGCGAUUUCAGUACGAGCGCUAUUUCUAUCAGAAUUAGAGUUGUUUCUUGAUAUAUGCAUAAAACGCUUGCAAGCAUUUAAAAAAAAAACAAAAAAACAAGAUUUAAAAAUUUUAUUUCUCUUCUCCUUAUUCUUUGGGAUGUCAGGUAUGAGGAUAACAACCAUCCAGGUUCCUGGGAAGUUAACCUUUCAUCUGUGUACAAACCAUGUUUGUGGUAAAUGUAACACAUUUGGAAUAAAAGGGUUGCGGGUUGCUCUAAUUUAUAGUGUAAAGAAGGAGGAUCGACUAUAAAUAGAUCUUGGAAAAGAAAGCAGUUCAAACUUCCAGAAAGCAGCUUUAUCUUGAGUGGAAUUUGGAGAAUACGGUCAAGGUAGUUAUGUCGUUACGUAACAGUAUGUUCCUGUUUCUCGUCCCGACAUCAGCCCUCAGUGAUUGGAGACAUUUUAGAUUGCUCAUAUUAAUAUCUCCACCGAAGGCACUUUUGAAGCUAUGGACUCCUAUCACUAGGACGUGUGCUGCAGGUUAUUUUUUUCCAGUUGUGCUAAAUCGAUCUGUUUAGAGUCUCCUGGACUCUUGGGACUAGUGUCCGCGAGAAUGCUGAGCAAAGUUGAGGGUAAACUGGGUAGCUGUGGAACUGGAUCGUGUUCUUUGUGAUGUCUCUGGCUCACCUGUGAUGGCAGGUGCAGGGAGGCCGUGGUAUUGCCCUGCGUGUGCGUAGCGUAGGAUUAAAACUGGAAGGGGCCAAGAAACACUUUCUUAGACAUCACAGUUUUUCUUAGUAAAAGGUGAAAUCCACCUGAAGAAAGCACCUUGUAAACCACAAACAAAUAUGGUAUUUUGCUUCUGUCCUUGGAAUAGGUCCUACAGUCUUGCAUCAAACUGAUAGGAGAAAUGAAUCAGGCUUUUUGUGGGAUUACUCCAACAGAGAACGGGGGUUCACUUGUCCUCGCAGUCACUGACUUGCAGUCUCUUUCAUCUCCCUGCCCCUCUUCUUGGAAGCCUGGCCUGCUCUUUCUAGGGAGGUGGAGAGGGUAAUUGAUCCGUGUGCUGCAGCAUUUUCUUCCGUAAGUCUUCCUUUCUGCGGGCCUCCCAUCGUUCGCUGAUACAGGCUGGUCACUGUUUUCCCUCCCGCCGCCGUGGAGAACUUGAGGGCAGUGCCCCCAUGGCAUUCGUGUUUCUGCCCCGAGUCUCCAGCCUGAUGCUUGGCAGGUAGCAGGUGUUAGAAAAAACAUUUCUGAAUGAAUGAAUACAAAGCUUGGCAGACCAGUUUCCUAAAAUGUGCUUUUAUUCCUUCAGUCUCCUCUUCCAGCCCAGGGUGGGCUGCAGAGAUCAAGAUCUUCUGGGAUGUGGAAGACAGAGCCACAAAGGCAGAUACGUGCAUUUUUUGUGUACAACUAAGCAUUAUUCAGAAUCUGAGUGUGUUUAAAGGACUCCUGAAAUGUAAUAUUCAUACCCUAAAUAGCACAUUUUCUGGAGUUUCUUAAGAACCCAGUGUUAGGCAAGUUACCAGCUGUAACGUAAUAACCCCAGAUCUCAGUGGCUUAUCACCUAUCACGGUACAAGCAUACAGCUCCGUGUCGUUGCCUCCUGACUCACGAUGCCGGGGACGAGGGAAGCCAGUGUUUUGCUCCCUGCAGCCGUUCAGCGCCACCCUAGUAUUCUGGAACCAGGUCCUCCUUUCUUGUGCCACCAUUUACCACCUUGUCUCCAAGGUCAGGAGGCAGGCAAAGCGAGCGGAGGCCCCCACGCAGCACGCUUUUAUGUGCCUGGCCCAGCCGUGCUGUACGUCACUUCUGCAGAUGUCCCCUUGGCCAGAGCGCAGUCACGUCCCAGCCUCAGUGCAGCCAGUGAAGAAAUCGGGCUCAGCGAUGGACCCGGAAGAAGCUGAAUGGGGUGCGGUGAGUACACCGCAUUGACUUUGUGGUCUGUGCCGCUUCUGAAAAGCCUGGAUGCCGUUGAACACUCGGCAUGCUGCAAAGCGCCUACUGCACGUGGACUGGGAGGUGCAGUUGGAAUUCUUGCCAUUUUCAGGAAGAUGUUUCAUCGCUUUACGAUGGGUAUCGAGUUAUCUGUGAUUUAAAAUUGCUACACUUGCUUUUUGUAAUUACAAAUCACAGGUGCUUUGGCAUCAUCAGCAUCAACUAAUGUGUGGUUAACUCCACAAUUCGUAAAGUCGUGCCUGUUUGCAUCAGCAGUAUAUAAUUUUCCGAAAACAAAAAACCCCUGCGUGUUUGUUGCACCAUUUUUAAAUAAUCUGUUCACAGCCAUUUCUUCUAUAACACGGGGCCGGUCUUCCAGUGGAACGUGGAAGGGGUGGGUGUGUUCAGCACACGUGAUGCCCUUUCUUUUCAGACGGACACAGACCCUUAGUUAGGUGGGGACAUGUGACGAAGUUCUGGCUUAAUGAAGAGUUAGCCGAAGAGAUGUCGACCAUCUUCAGGUCUGUUCGUGAAAACGUACCGGAUAGUCGUCCACGUACUGUUGCCUCUCUUCCUCACUACCUUAGACCAGGGCGUUGGCAAACAAGCCUCGGGGGCCAAGUCUGGCUCGCUGCCUACUUUUGUAAGGAAUGUUUCAGUGGAGCACAGCCUACCCGUUGGUUUAUGGGUACUUUUGUGCUACAGUGGUAGAGUCAAGUAGUUGUAACAGAGGCUGUAUGGCCAGGAAGGCCAAAGCCAAAGGUAUUUAUUAUUUGGCAGUUUAGUGAACUAGUUGGCGGAGCCCCAGGCUAACUGAGUGGAGAUCUUUGAGAAGGGCAGAGCCAUAAGAGAGGGGCAGCCUGUGUCCCUGAACGCGUGUGGAAGGCCACCUAACGAAGCAUAACUGGUUAAACCUUGUCUGAAUGAUCCAUUCUCAGAAUAUUAAGUGAACUGCAGUGUUUGCAUUUACUUCUCACAACCCUUAGCACUAUUAUUAAUCGUUAGGGCACAGGGGCCAUGGUAACAGGUGUGCUUAAAAAGCCUAGUUGAAAAAGUUUAAGAACCGCUGAUUUGUAACACCAGAUCCAGACUUCCUAAGCUACCUAAGCUUCAUAACAGCUAUGCUGAAUUCUUCUUUUGUGGGUGCCCCACAACACCUACAUCGGUGCACAUCCUUAGUGCUGAUCAUCAGGGGCUCCUGGGGACUUCUUUUCAACUUACAGUUUGUUGGGUCCUAUCUCAUAUUGAGUUAGAAUCUUUAGUGGAAUGGGCCCUGAAAUAAAAAUCAACAUCUUUAAGACUUAACCACUGAUUCUCAGUCAGGUUUAACAAUCACUAAUCUAAAUUAUAUCAUGUAUUUCCUAAGAGCUCAGUAAGUACUCAUUGAUGAAUAGGAAUUAGGAGUCCUGUUGGUGAACUCAUAGUUGAAUAGGUGACAUCGUCAUGUCAGUUUUGCUGACAGGGCCUUCGCUGAGGCGGAGGCCAAAGUAAGGAGAUCAGCUUGACUGUAACAGGGAUGUGGAGAGGACUAUGAGAUUUGGCCGAAUAGCUAAGACACAUCUAAAUCAUUGUAGGCAUUGAAAUGUCUGACGGUUUAAUAUUUAUGGCCUCUGUGCAUGAUUUUUUCUCAGGGUUCAGGUAAAACCUAGGCAUCAGUAGUGAUGAACAACACUUACAAAACAUGCGUGUGUUUAUACGCUACCUAUAAUAACUUGAAGAGAAACUCUGAGAUGGGUGUUCUUCUGAGCCUCCGUGAAAAAGUGUAGGAUUGAAGAACUCUACCCAGUCAAGGGAAUUCGUUAAGGAGAAAGUUCGUUGGGUAUGUCUUAUUCUGAAAUUAAAAAAAAAAUACACUGUCGAUAAUAUAAGCGUACCCUGUAUGGAGAGCUGAUGUUUGAUGUUAAGAGAGGAAGCUCGUCGGAGAGCAAGAACUUACGGGAGGUAUUUUUACUGGAGAAUUUCAUUUUGGGAAUAUCCUUCCAUUUGUGACUCCCACAAAGAACAUGCUUUCCCUUCAUUAUUUUUCCGCCUUACUGUAGUUGUGAAUACCAUGUGGCAAAAAGUCUCAGUUGCUCUAUGUUCACUUAAUGGUAUGUUUUAUAAUAUCAUUCCGGGUGUUACUGAUUUUAUUGGAGCAUAUAUGCAUGGAUUUCCAUUGACAGUCUUUGCUGUGGAAAACCCUGUGUGCCCCUUAGCUAUUUUUUAGGACAGUGCAGAAAUAGUGUCUGAGAUCAAGAACUCCUAUCUAUCACUAGUAUUUUGUAAUUUUGCAUGACAGAAUGCCUUUUACUUUUGGGAUCACAUUGACCUACUUCCCUUUCUCCCUUCUUUCUUUCCUUAACUAGUCAAUUCCUGUCUAUGGUUGUAUCAUACCUUUCUUAGAAGGUAUAAAAAAUUGUUACCUAGAAUGUAUAUUUAAAUGUGUUUCUUAUUUUCACAAAUCACCAAUCACCAUAGGCUUAUAAGCGUGUAAUCAUUAUUAUGGAGUUGCAGAACAUGUUCAUGAAAAAAAGACUGUUUACUAUAGGCCUACAUUUUGAUUUUAAAAAGUUAUAGCGAACAAAUGCUCCUAAAGAAAUAAUCCCAUUCAUAGUUUUAAAAUCUUCAUUUUUAUAACACUCCUUAUGGACCUUUUCUCCCCCUCCCGUGUGAAUUUACAACUCAGUCUUUGGCGUGGUAAACCUUAAAGUGCAUGAGGUUUAUUUUAAUAGCAGAAUUUACUUUUUGUUUGUCUAAUAUUAAAGAUAAUUUUGCCUAUUAUUCAUGACAGGCUAUACACCUUUUACAUAGCUGAAAACUUGUAGCCUCAUUUAUGAGACGGAAAACAAAAACUUUUGAGGUGAUUUUUAGAGCCAUUAAUCCAUUAGUGUCCCGGGAUUUGCAGAAAUGUGUCCAAUGAAACAGUGACUGGGAACACGGAAUAUGCAGUAUGAUGAGUUCCCUUAACACUAACUAGAACUUUCCUGCCGAACUCCCCAGAUGCCACUUGAAACUUUUUUUACCCUUUGUCAUCCUAAUACUCAUUAUAAUAGCUCUCAUUAAUUGGUACAUUUCCCGAUGGGUUAAUUUGCAGAUACCAACCAUGCCGUCCUUUUGCUAACUCACUAAUGCAAAUUGAUAUUUAUAGACUUCAAAAUUGAAAACAAAAAAAGCUCCAUAAGGAAAAAAGACGAAACUUUGUUAAGUUAUUGUUGUUGUUGUUGUUAUUUUGAGCUGAGAGAUUAAGAUACAGAGAGAUUUUGUGAGAGAAGCAAACCAGCCAAAAAAAUCCACAAAAACUACUGUAGGCUAAUAAACUGAUGUGAAAAUUUCUCAAUUUACAGCACUUGACAGGUGCUAAAAGAAAAGCAUCUUUAAUUUUAAUGUGUUGUUAGGACCUCUUUAGAGAGACUGUACAAGUUAUUAACAAGGUCCUCUGAGACAGGAGACGGGUAAUUAACAAGACCUAUGGAGAUAUAGUUUAGGUAAUUAACGAGCUCUUAGGCACUGGACACAGGAUAACACAGCGAGUCCAAUAGUUAAAGAGAACAAGUUGUUAUGAUAUGAUCAAAUACAAGCUAUAGUAUAUAAGUCCCCUUGAGAUUUCUGAUAGGAAAGUAUUAAGAUUAUAUUCUAGUGACCCCAGUGCACCAAAUUUUGUAAAUCAAUAUGUAAAUUUUAAUUUUUAAGAUAGAAUUUGAGAGGAUUAUUUCUUUGUAAGACCAACAAGCAGGGAAGCUUGCUACAUAUAGAUUAAUAAUCUUUGUUAAUCGCCAUUAAUGAACCUGUGCAUUAUGAGAACAAUACAUUGGAAAGACACAAAUGAUAUGAUUCUAAUUGUUUUAGACAUUUGCUGUUCUGUUUAGUCUUUACCUGUCUCCUGUCGGCUAAAAUUGUCUAUUCCAAAUUGACCUUGCUUUCCUCAUUCCCUUUAAAGCUCUCAGGAUCAAGGCCAGAAAGGCAACUGUUUUUCACCAGUGUAGCUUUUAUAUAAUAUUCACAGGUCCCUCCAGUCAUGCUCUUACGGUACUUUCUAGAGAUUCCCAAUUUCAGACAUUUGGUGUGUUUUUUUUCCUGCAUAAAUUUGAAAUUGUUGGGGUAUGCAUCGAUUUUUGGUUCAGAAGACUCCCACAAUCAGCAGACCUUUAUUAUAAACAUGUUAUACUCUGAAGAUUAAGAAUAAAAAGAAAGCCCUUGCAGGUCUCCUGAUUCUUUCCAUUGCCUCCUCAGGGUGACUAAUCCAGGCCUUCCAGAUGAUUUACUCUAAAUUUCAGAUCUGAGAAUCAAAUGGUAUUUUCAUUUGCGUUAUUUCUGGAUACUUACUAUAUACAGGAAACUCAGAGGUUAUCAAGGUAUAAAUCCUGCUCUUAGAGUUCAUAGAAGCAGGCAUGUACGUAUUAGGUCUCAAUUCCAUGCUAAGGACUGGACAUUGUAUAGGCACUGGGGAACCGUGAAAGAUAUUUAACUUAGGUUGUGAUAGGAUCAGAGUAAUUAUCUUAGCUAGCCCUGGAGCUUGGGGGACUCUGGUGGGGACAUGAAUGGGAAGGGGGAGAAAAGCUAGUUAGAAAGUUAGAACGAUUGUGGGGGCGAGAGUUGGUGGAGAUUACUUGGCAGUGAGGUUGGGAAAGAAAGGAACGUCUUGGAGAUGUUACUUUUGUAUGCAGAGGUCUGGAUGGUGGGGGGUUGGUAAAGCAGAAGAAACAAGGAUCAUUCCAAUGGUGUGUCUUUCAUCAGUGUCUUAAAUUUGUUGAAACACAAGUUACAA
Molecule: messenger RNA, 9249 nt
Organism: Panthera uncia (snow leopard)
Lineage: Eukaryota; Metazoa; Chordata; Mammalia; Carnivora; Felidae
Gene: RAB11FIP2
Product: RAB11 family interacting protein 2
Exons: 4
Coding region: 262-1560 (432 amino acids)
Biological process (GO): regulated exocytosis
Cellular component (GO): endosome; phagocytic cup
Molecular function (GO): small GTPase binding
Source: RefSeq, a predicted model, not a curated record